CCUGGGGCUCGGCAGCAGCAACCCCUUGCUUCAGGUUAAGGGAAGAGCAAGGUGACUAUUGCAGAUCUGAAGGGGACUUUGUUUGGGACGUCUGAGAAAGAGGAAGGGUCCAGGAUUUACUUUCGGGCUUGGAUUGCCGAAUCAAGAUAGCAGGCACAGCCUGCCAAGACGAUGACAGUCACUUAUUCCAGCAAAGUAGCAAAUGCCACUUUCUUUGGAUUUCACAGAUUACUCCUAAGGUGGAAAGGCAGCAUCUACAAAUUGCUGUACAGAGAAUUUAUUGUUUUUGCUACUCUUUACACAGCGAUAAGUGUAUUAUACAGAUUUUUUCUUACAGGUAGCCAAAAAAGGUUCUUUGAAAAAUUAUCAAUUUACUGUGACAAAUAUGCUGAACAAAUCCCAGUAACUUUUGUGCUUGGUUUCUACGUUACUUUGGUGGUGAAUCGCUGGUGGAACCAGUUUGUGAACUUGCCAUGGCCAGAUCGUCUGAUGUUCCUCAUCUCUAGCUGUGUCCAGGGCAGAGAUGAAUAUGGGCGCUUGUUAAGGAGGACUCUGAUGCGUUAUGUGAAUUUAACAUCUCUGCUGAUCUUUCGCUCUGUGAGCACAGCCGUGUACAAAAGGUUCCCCACCAUGGACCAUGUGGUAGGAGCAGGUUUUAUGACAAGAUAUGAAAGAAAACUUUUUGAUGAACUUAAGUCUCCCCACCUGAAAUACUGGGUACCAUUUGUGUGGUUUGGAAAUUUGGCAUCAAAGGCACGAAAAGAGGGAAGAAUUCGAGACAGUGUAGAUCUGCAGACACUGAUGAAUGAGAUGAAUAAAUACCGGUCUUGGUGUAGCCUUUUGUUUGGUUAUGACUGGGUUGGAAUUCCACUGGUCUAUACCCAGGUUGUUACUCUCGCAGUCUAUACGUUUUUCUUUGCCUGCCUGAUAGGGCGCCAAUUUUUGGAUACUGACCAAGGGUAUCAGGGCCAUGACUUAGAUAUUUACAUUCCAAUCUUCACACUGUUACAGUUCUUCUUCUACGCAGGAUGGCUCAAGGUUGCUGAACAGCUUAUUAAUCCAUUUGGAGAAGAUGAUGAUGAUUUUGAAACUAAUUGGUGCAUUGAUAGAAAUUUACAGGUCUCACUUCUGGCGGUGGAUGAGAUGCAUAUGAACUUGCCAAGGAUGGAGAAAGAUAUUUACUGGAAUGAUUCCUCUGCUCGGCCUCCCUACACAAAAGCAGCUGCUGAUUACUGUAUUCCUUCAUUUCUUGGAUCAACUAUUGAAAUGGGGCUGGCUGAUACCGAAUUCCUCUAUGGGGAAGAGUGGCCCUGGGAAGAGGAGAAACACCGAAGACAGUAUUCAGUGUUAAGAAGAGUCAAGAGAUUUCUCAGCGUCCAUGAGAAUCCUUCAUACCCCACUCACCGGUCCUACAGUCGGCAGACAAGUGAGAAUUCAGUGUUUUUCCCAGCAGAUGAAACGGGACACAUCAGACGGCUGCAGGAAAUGCACAAAAGAGGGAGGCACUCUGCCUCGAGCUUCAAGAAGAAACAUGAAGGAGUUGACAGAAGUAACAGACUUCAUAAUAGCCGAGACCUAGGACCCAUAACUGAAACCUCAAGGAAUGAGGCACAGUUUGGUGACAGCGACACCUCAUCUGAGACAAACAAGCCAGUUCCUGAGGUCAUCAUCUCUGAAGCCGAGGACAAUGCACUUGGCAUGCUGGACAAAACAGAUCUGCCAACAGAGCGCUCUGCAAGCGUGCCGGAAGAGAAACUCCAAAGGAUCCUAGCCAAGGCAAAUGUGACUCUUCUGAACCAACCUUUUUUCCCCCUGGAAAUGACUACAUACAUCCCAAGCUCGGAAGUGCAUCAGUCACUUCCUAGUGUGAUAGGAGAGCCCAAACAUGAGCCUCAUGGUAGUAACAUUGCUGGUCUUAUAACGGAUCAUGAGAGAAACCUUCAGCGAUGGAGUUUACCAAGCUUCCAUAGUCCUAGUACAGCACCUAGUACAGCUGACAGUGCACCACCUUUAGCAGAUUCCAGGACAACUUCACAACAGAAGACCUUCAGUGAUGGAAACAAUGUUACUUCUGCUGCUGCACCAGAGAUGUUUGAGAUGCAGCACUUAUGGGAAAACAUGGACAGUAAAGAAACAGCCAUAGUAGAAUUUUCUAAUGAGGAAAGUGAAAGAAAACUUUGACCAUGUUUCCUCUGGGUUUGACUGAACUUCUUGUCUUCUCUUGAACAUAGUUCUCAUACCGAUUUGCUGAAAGUGCAGAAGGGCAGACUUGAUGCUCAGACAAGUCCUGAGCAAGAUCCAACAGAGGAUUUGAGACCUAAAUAAGAGGCAUUGUGGUGACAUACUUUAAGCCACUUGGUCGUUAGCUUGAAACCCAUGACCUUGUGGGGAAAACAUUUACAAGGAGAACUGGGAGCCCCAGGGGUGGAUGCAAACCAUCAGUGCACAGGACAGCAAGCUGCGUAGGCUCAACUAGAGGAAACACUAAGGUUAUCAGAAGAGCGGAGAUGGUUCUGUCCACUUUGGAUCCACACUGAACACUGCUGCCUUUGUCCACUCCAUCAGGUUCAAGUCCAUGACAUCCUUGUAAGACCCAUGAAGACUUUUGUUUUCUAUUCGAGUGGCUCAAAGGCGAGGUGUGGGCUCAAUUCUCUCCUCAGCUUGGAGAGAUUCAGCCCACCGUCUCUUACUGCCUGGAGGAACACUUGAAAAAUCAAGCUCCUCAUUUGUGUAAGACAAUAGCCUGCCCCGCUCUUGCUGAAGCUAUGCCACUGGAAAAAUAAAAGGAUUAAAUGUUUAAGUUCAUUAAGAAAAAUGGAAGAGGCAAAACAGGGCAUGGGAAGUCUCAGUCUUAGUCUUUGCUCCCUGAAGCACGUAUGUGGCAUAUCCAGUGGCUGGUUUAUCGUAAAAUGAGGCUCCCAGGUGGCCUCUCUCAUGAUGACAGGGCUGUGGCACCCUCUCAAGAGGUGGUGGAGCUGCAGAGGCAACUGAGCUUAGAGCUCCAGUCUUGUGGAGAUCUUCAGCUGGAAGUGCACAGGCUACAAUCAUCCCAGGCAGACAAUAAAAUGGCCCAGGACCACUAGCAAAAUUGCUUUCCACUCCCUUCAUCUGCCCCCUUCCCAUGCUUACAGACACACCAUACACAUUCUCCAUUAAUCCAAAUCUGCGUCAGCAUUAGGUGGCUCCUGCUGCUCCAGGGGUGGCCA
This is a messenger RNA of Corapipo altera (White-ruffed manakin), 3206 nucleotides long. RefSeq names its product bestrophin 3 (gene BEST3). Gene Ontology annotation, molecular function: chloride channel activity. NCBI's taxonomy places the organism in Eukaryota, Metazoa, Chordata, Aves, Passeriformes, Pipridae. The record is from RefSeq and is a predicted model, not a curated record.